Nycticebus coucang (slow loris) is the source of this 3230-nucleotide messenger RNA. Its product is annotated as E3 ubiquitin-protein ligase MARCHF7-like. Gene Ontology annotation, molecular function: ubiquitin binding; ubiquitin conjugating enzyme binding; zinc ion binding. Gene Ontology annotation, cellular component: nucleus. Lineage: Eukaryota; Metazoa; Chordata; Mammalia; Primates; Lorisidae. The record is from RefSeq and is a predicted model, not a curated record. Gene Ontology annotation, biological process: protein autoubiquitination.
CGCCGUUGUGCUCAGUUGUGAACUGCUUUUCCUCAGCCACAGGCCUAAAAUUCCGAGGAGAGAGGCAGCGCUGUGGUCGCCGCGAGGAGGACGCACCCAGUUCCGUGCGGCCUCGGGAGCAGGGAAAACCUUAAGAAUGGAGUCUAAACCUUCAAGAAUUCCAAGAAGAAUUUCUGUUCAACCCUCCAGCUCUUUAAGUGCUAGAAUGAUGUCUGGAAGCAGAGGAAGUAAUUUAAAUGAUAACUAUCACUCAAGAGACCCUUCAUUCAGAUUGGUCUCUGAAUAUCAGUCUAUGUCAGCAUCUGCAUCACCAUUUCAGUCUACAUGGUAUAGUGAGUCUGAGAUAACUCAGGGAGCACACUCAAGAUCGCAGAACCAGCAAAGGGAUCAUGAUUCAAAAAGACCUAAACUUUCUUGUAGAAACUGUACUUCUACCUCAGCUGGGAGAAAUAUUGGAAAUGGUUUAAGUGCAGUAUCAGAUGUUCUAGACAGAGUUCCUUCUUCAUAUUCACAGGGAGCAAGACCAAAAGAUAACUCACUGAGCACUUUACAGUUGAAUACAUCAUCCACAAAUCACCAUUUGCCUUCUGAACAUCAGACCAUACCAAGUUCUAGGGACUCUGGCAGAUAUUCUUUAAGAUCAAAUUUUUCUUCAAGAGAAUCAGAAUCUCCUCGAAGCAGUACACAGCCUGGAUUGCCUUAUGUUUCUAGUAGAGAUGAAACUCCAACCAUAAGCAAUUCAGAAAGGGUUGUUUCAUCUCAAGAUCAUGAAGGUAGGCGGACAACCAGGAGAUUGCUGUCACGGAUAGCUUCUAGCAUGUCAUCCACUUUUUUUCCACGAAGAUGUAGUCAGGAUUCCUUGAAUACAAGAUCAUUGAGUUCUGAAAAUUCUUACAUUUCUCCAAGAAUCUUGACAGCUUCACAGUCUCGUAGUAAUGCAACAUCAACUACUGAAGUUCCCGAUAAUAGGCCAUCUGAAGCUUCUCAGGGAUUUCGGCUUCUUAGGCGAAGACGGGGUUUGUCAUCUCUUAGCCAAAAUCAUAGCUCUGAGUCAGAUUCAGAAAAUUUUAACCAAGUAUCUGAAGGUAGAAAUACAGGACCAUGGUUAUCUUCCUCAUUUAGAAAUAGGUGCACACCUCUGUUUUCUAGAAGGAGGCUAGAGGGAAGAGAUGACUCUUCGAGGAUACCUACCUCUGAUACACCAACUAGAUCUCACAUUUUUAGAAGAGAACCAAAUGAAGUGGUUCACUUGGAAGCACAGAGUGAUCCUCUUGGGGCGGCUGCCAACCGGCCACCAGCAUCUGCACAGUCAAGCAGUGCCACGAGAAGUGGCUCCACAUCAGAUUCAGCUCAAGGUGGAAGAAAUGCAGGAAUAACAGGGAUUCUUCCUGGUUCCUUAUUCCGAUUUGCAGUCCCUCCAGCACUAGGAACUAAUUUGACCGACAAUGUCAUGAUCACUGUAGAUAUUAUUCCUUCAGGUUGGAAUUCAUCUGAUGGGAAAAGUGAUAAAACUAAAAGUGCAUCUUCAAGAGAUCCAGAAAGACUGCAGAAAAUAAAAGAGAGCCUCCUUUUAGAGGACUCUGAAGAAGAAGAAGGUGACUUAUGUAGAAUUUGUCAGAUGGCGGCUGCAUCAUCGUCUAAUUUGCUAAUAGAGCCAUGCAAGUGCACAGGACGUUUGCAGUAUGUCCACCAAGAGUGCAUGAAAAAGUGGUUACAGGCCAAAAUUAACUCUGGUUCAUCCUUAGAGGCUGUAACCACCUGUGAACUCUGUAAAGAGAAGUUGCAGCUUAACCUGGAGGAUUUUGAUAUUCAUGAACUGCAUAGAGCUCAUGCAAAUGAACAAGCUGAGUAUGAGUUUAUCAGCUCUGGUCUCUACCUAGUUGUAUUAUUGCACUUGUGUGAACAAAGCUUUUCUGAUAUGAUGGGAAAUAUAAGUACACGUGUCCGAUUUAUUAACCAUGCAAGAAUUCUUCAGGCACAUAUGGAAGAUCUCGAAACUUCAGAGGAUGAUUCCGAAGAUGAUGGAGACCAGAACAGAACAUCUGAUACUGCCUAACUUCAUAUAAGACAAAUGGAUGAUCUGUGAACAAGUGUUUAUUAAAACUGGCAAUUAAGUAUGAAUCACUUUUUGUGGGGAAAUGCCCAUUAAAUUCAUUGACUAUCUGAUAUAUAAAAUGAAUAUAUACAUAGACAUACAUGCAUGUAUAUACACAUAUAUUCAUUCUGAAGUGUUGCUGAAUUAAGAUUCUACUGCUGCACCUUUUAACAUGGCUGGCAAAUCUGACGUUUAUAAACUGAUAAUCAAAAGUAUUUUUCUUCUAGGUGAGUGGGAAAGUAUUACCCUUGUUUUAAAUAUCUAAGCAAUGCCCAUGAACGUUUUUGUGUUCUGAUUACUGUAGUCAUAUUUAUGAAGAAAUGUUCAUGUCUUAGUCUCUUAGUGGGACCCCAAAUAUGCUUUGGAAAUAAAAUGCCAAACGGCACUUAAUUAUGUUUCCUUUUAAAAUGCCUUAAGUUGUAGUCUCAUUUGGAUAAUCAUUUUUUGCCAGUGUUUAAAAAUAAAAAUAAAAGAAUGGGGAGGUUACGAAGCGUGUUUAUUAUAUGUAUAAAGUUUCCACAUUUAAUUUAGAUUCUAAAUUCACCUAGCAAUAAAACGUAAUUUUUAAAAAUGUGUACAAAUAUAAAGUGUAUAAAUGAUGGGUAAGUUUUUGUAUUGAUUUGCAAAAUGCAGAUUAUAUUUGAUAGGCCAAGGUAUGUAGAUAUUCCUUUUGGGAAUAUUAUAGCUGAAAUUACAUCAGAAUUGCCAGUCAAGUGCUAUUUGGUUAAAAAACAAUUACUGCAAUCUCAAGUUAAUGGAGUAUUUUUAAAUCCCACGUUCAAAAUUUAAAACACUGAUUUUCAAUGUGUUUUUUAGUGUUGUCAUUUCUUUAUAGAUAAAUAUUAUAUAAAUAACCUGUUUGGAUCUUGGUCGUUUUUAACUGUUCCUUGGUAAUUCUGAGCAUUUGUUUGGUGACUUAAUAUUUUUCACAAACUUCAAAGAACAGAUUACUCACUAUGAAUGGGUGUACACUGUGGUCAUGAGUUGUGUAUACUUCAUAAUACUGUAAUUUUUCCUCUGUCAGCACCUUUGGGGUACACUUUAAAACACCUUCAGGUGGCUUUAGGUUGAAGUGUUUGAUGUUAUGGCAACAAACUAAUUUUUCAGAACCCAAACAGAAACCAUGUAAUUUCUG